Molecule: messenger RNA, 1206 nt
Organism: Penicillium odoratum
Lineage: Eukaryota; Fungi; Ascomycota; Eurotiomycetes; Eurotiales; Aspergillaceae
Product: CUE domain-containing protein
Exons: 5
Coding region: 1-1206 (401 amino acids)
Biological process (GO): ubiquitin-dependent protein catabolic process
Cellular component (GO): cytoplasm
Molecular function (GO): ubiquitin binding; ubiquitin conjugating enzyme binding
Source: RefSeq, a predicted model, not a curated record
AUGUCUGAAGAGGAGAAGACUUCCACUCCCAGCAAACCCGCGGCUGUGCCUGCACUCAACAGCCCCCGGGCCGAGUCGCCUACCACUGCGCGACCGCUUGACUUUGAUGAUGAGCCUCAGGAGUCUGGUGUGACUACGGUCAACAACCCCCCUUCUCAACAGACCGCUACUGAAACUCUCCCCGCUGCCCCGCCGAAGCCGCCCCGGCCGAUGAGCCCGAAACAACAUGCAGAGAACACGCUCAAGGAAGCUUUCCCGACAAUCGAAGCCAAUGUGGUCAGGGCUGUUUUGACUGCGAGCAAUUGGAAUGUCGAACGAGCAUUCAAUGCGCUUCUUGGCAUGACGGAUCCCACUGCGCAGGAGGAUAUGGCUCCUCCCCCGAAGCCCCCUCGCCCUACCGCCACCUCUACUGGCCGAAGCCAAUUAGAAGCCGACGAACAGUAUGCACGCCAACUAGCCGAUCAUUAUAACUCCGGACGUCGGAGACAGGAUCCGGGAUGGCAAAAUGACCCCCGGUAUCACCAACCACGAGGAAGUGAGGACUCGGAAGAGAAGGAAUACAGCUUUUUUGAUGAUGACUUGCCGGUGAUUCGUGAUAAUCUGCGCAAGGGUUUCUUGGAAACACAGUCGAAGGUCAAUUCAUGGGUUACAAGCUUCAAGAAGAGACUUGACGGAGAUGAUUUGGACGAGGAACCCAGCCAGUCUCGGGAGCAGCCUGCGCCGUAUGGGCGUCCGCGACGGAGUGGUGACAUGGCCCGUCGCAGUGGAGAUCGAGAGCGUUAUGAUGCAGACCCCCAGCUGUUCGGGGAUGACUUCUCGGCUCUCGAGCUAAGAGAUUCGGACGCUCCCCCGCCUCGUCCGCCCCGCCCUGUGGGCAAUCCGAACCUCAAGAAAACAUCAUCACCAUCACCUGAUCGUCGCAAGGUGUCUUUCCAGGAUGGACCACCUGCCGAGAUUGACACUGGACGCAAUACCCAGAGCGGUAGCAAGUCCAGCAAGUGGCAGCCUUUGGCGACCGUUGACCCUUCACCAGUGGCAGAGAAUGAUCCAUUCAGCCUCGGAGAUAGCGACGAUGAGAAGGAAACAAAGCCCAAAGAACAGACCACCGUACCGGAGAGUGAACAGCUCAAGCAGGCCACAGCUGAGGCAAUGUCCGGUGAGAUGGACUCCAAGGAUAAGAACAGCAAGACGGAGGAAUCGAAGUAG